AUGGACGAGUUCGCACAGACAGGAGCACAACAAGAUGAUCUGUUUGACGAUAUUCAGUACGACCAAUCAAUGCAGACUCGUGGAGAUGAUCUGUUCAGCCAUGAGAUUCAACCUGUGAAUCAAGAGGUCCAUCAUACCACCGAACCGGAGAAGCAAGAAGAACCAAUCAAGCAACCGGAGGCAGAAAUACCAGCUACGACUACUGAGUUAGCGUCAGAAUCAGCAACAGCCCCUGCAGGGUCAACACCAACACCUACGACUUCGGCACCAGCUCGCGGUGGACGUGGAGGUGCUCGAGGAAGGGGAAGAGGCAGGGGUCGCAAUAACCAGGAUCGCAACGACCAAGACCGCAGCCAACAGAACCGCAACAACCAAGAUCGCAGCCAACAGGAUCGCGCCAACUCAGACCGUAAGAUCAACGAGCCUCGUCGCAAUAACAAUGAGUCUCGUCGCAACAAUCAAGACCGUACCAAGAAGGACUCGCAACCAAAAGAUGUCCCAGCCGAACAGCAAGAACAACAACCAUCAGCUGCUACCGCCGAGCCUACGAAGCCAGCCACCAAUUCUGUACGCGGUGACCGUACCGCUACAGGAGGCCUUCGCAAGCCCAAGCUCAGUGAACAAGAGUUGGCCGAGAAGAUGUCCAAGAUAUCGCUCAAGAACGAGAAGCUUGCAGCCGCACACGCAAGAGCCGAAGCAGAUGCCGCCGACUUUGCAGAGCGUGAAGAAGUCGCAGCCAAACGUCGACAAGAAGAACGUAGAGACAGACAACAGAUGAUGGGCGAAAGAGAAAAGAACAGGUUACGCAAACUCAAGGCUGUAGGCGGUAGAGAAUGGGAUGCUGAGAAGCCUGACGAUGCAGAUGCCUUUGGAGGUCCUCGGCAGGCUGGUGGCAGAGGACGCGGUGCACACGGAGGAAUCACUGGCCAACGGAACCCAGAUGGCUCUCGUGAAGGCUUUGGCGGCGACAGAGAAGACCACACCGAUGGACGCGAAUACAUGUACCGCGAGGACAGGGGUAGAGGCAGAGGCCGUGGAAGAGGAGGUCGUGGUGGAGGCCCGGGCAGAGGGGGACGUGGCCCACAGCAAGAGAAACAAACCUCUCAAUCUGUACCCAAGCCCACAGACUUCCCAGACUUAUCGGGCUCGGCCUCAGCUCCCAAAUUUGAUACCGCUCCGCCGCCGACGAUGGCCUUCCCGACGAAAACAAAGCUUGAGAAGCUCGACAUCGACGAAACUCCUGGCACGGAGAAGAAGUCUUGGGCUGACAUGAUGGAGUAA
Aureobasidium vineae is the source of this 1281-nucleotide messenger RNA. NCBI's taxonomy places the organism in Eukaryota, Fungi, Ascomycota, Dothideomycetes, Dothideales, Saccotheciaceae. The record is from the annotation of a GenBank genome assembly.